Molecule: messenger RNA, 1413 nt
Organism: Coccidioides posadasii C735 delta SOWgp
Lineage: Eukaryota; Fungi; Ascomycota; Eurotiomycetes; Onygenales; Onygenaceae
Cellular component (GO): catalytic step 2 spliceosome
Source: RefSeq, a predicted model, not a curated record
AUGGCUUCUUCAUCACCAUCCAGUGCUCUGGUCAAACGGAGCCUAGAUACUGAUCUGAUGCCACCUCCGCCACCGCCAAAACGGAUCAAACGACCACUCGAAGUCCUCGAUGAAGACGACUAUACCGAUGCAUUAUCCCACAUAAUCGCAAGGGACUUCUUCCCUGGACUUCUCGAAACCCAGACCCAACAAGACUAUCUUGAUGCCCUCGAGUCGAAGGAUAAAGAAUUAAUUGCAGCAGCAGGACGCAGAUUGACAGAGGUCAUGACACCUGGUCGACAAGGGCGGCAAGGCGUGAGCCUGUCCACUCCCAGACGUUCAGCACGCCCCGGAGACACACCCAAGCAAUGGGGUGGUGAUACUCCAAUGUCUGUGGCUUCUUCGAUGAGCACUCCUUCGUCAAAGAUGCCUAUUUCAGGAAGUACGAUGAAGGCCGAUGCGGCGAAAAUGGGCUUAGGCGCUUUUCAGUCUAAAUAUACGAGCGAGGAUAAUGAGUCGUUUAAUAAGCUGCUGGAUCGACAGAAUGUUAAGCGGAGAGAUAAAUAUGCAUGGAUGUGGGGUGGAAAUAAGAUUGCUACCGCAAGACAGAUCGCGCAUCGACAACGCGAGGCGAAAAGACUGGAAGACCAGAAGAGUUUGGAGGCGAGUAAGGAGCUUAUCAAGACAGAUCUUGAUGCUCGCCCCGCGAGGCCGGAUGCUUGGAAGCCGAAAGCGGAGAAUUCAUUGAUGUUUAUACCUUCAUCGAUCGAAGAUACACAUGAGACUGUACAGCAAAAAGCUGAAACCACGUCGCGCGCUGGUCCGAAGCGGGUCUUAUACCACAACACUAGAAUUCAACCCGAAUCACUCAGUGACGGUUCACAAAAUGCUCCACCCCCAUCGCCUUCGAUCUCAGCCAUCCGCGAUGCCAUUUCUGGCCGUCCACGAGUCACAGAUUCUGAAUCUGGCUUCACAGGCGGCGAGACUCCUCGCGUGAAUGGAUACGCCUUUGUCGAUGAGGACGAACCUGAUCCCCAGCCUAUCACUGCCAAGCAAACCGCAGACGAAGAAGAUUCUCACUUAAAACUCCUAACCAUCAGCGCAUCAUCCACUCCAAAUCCCUUCAAACUCCAAGAAACCCGUCGUCGCGAAGCGUUACACCAUCGCAUGGUUGAACGUGUUGCCAAAACUAAACGUGUUGAAAAGUUUGUCAGUACUACGAAGACGCCGGUGCCGAGAUUUCCUAGUAGUCCCAUGGUUGGAGCUGGUGGGAGAACCCCUGGCGGAAGUGGGAUGAGUAAAGCAGCCUUAACGCCUGCAGGACAAAGAUUGUGGGCAAGUGUGGGAAACAGUACCCCCCGCCGGCCGGAACUGGGGAAUGGAGCAUCUGGGUUGAAGAAUAUGUGGACGCCAACGCCUAGGAGAGGGAAAUAG